Drosophila takahashii is the source of this 1563-nucleotide messenger RNA. It is a transcript of the gene RabGGTa, whose product is annotated as Rab geranylgeranyltransferase subunit alpha. Gene Ontology annotation, molecular function: Rab geranylgeranyltransferase activity. NCBI's taxonomy places the organism in Eukaryota, Metazoa, Arthropoda, Insecta, Diptera, Drosophilidae. The record is from RefSeq and is a predicted model, not a curated record. Gene Ontology annotation, cellular component: Rab-protein geranylgeranyltransferase complex; cytoplasm. Gene Ontology annotation, biological process: protein geranylgeranylation.
UUCCGCGGUCACACCGCUGACUAAUAAUUUCGUUUAUCUAAACAUCUAAACAAAGUUUAAUUAAAUUUUAAGGCCAUGCACGGACGUGUGAAGGUGAGGACCACGGAGGAGGAGCGCGAGCGGAAGAAGAAGGAGCAGGCUCUGAAAGUGCGGGCCUAUAGGGCCGCCAUGGGGAGGAUUCAAAAGAAACGGGAGGCCGGGGAGCUGGACAACGAAAUGCUCACGCUGACGGUUCAGAUCCUGCAGCGAAAUCCGGAUGUGAGCACCCUGUGGAACAUUCGCCGCGAGUGCGUCCUGGAUAAGCUGUCCAAGCUGAAGGCGGAGGAGGAGGAGCGUCCUCAAGAAGAGAAGCACAAGGACCAAUCCAUAUUCUCCUGCGAACUGGACCUCACCGAGCAGUGCCUGAUGGUCAACCCGAAGUCCUACAACGCCUGGCACCACCGCUGCUGGACCCUGGAGCAGGAUCCCCGGGCGGACUGGCAGAGGGAGCUGCAGCUGUGCAACAAGUACCUCAAGUUCGACGAGCGCAACUUCCACACCUGGGACUACAGGCGCUAUGUGACUGCCAAGGCCGCGGUGCCCGCCGCCCAGGAACUGGACUUUUGCACCGAGAAGAUAAAGGUGAACUUCUCCAACUACUCCAGCUGGCACCAUCGCAGCCUGCUGCUGCCGGAACUCUACCCCAACGAGCGGCGGGAUCGGCCCAUGAGCGAGGAGAAGCUGCAGCUGGAACUGGAGAUGGUGCUGACGGCCGCCUUUACGGAUCCCAACGACAGCAGUGCCUGGUUCUACCAGCGCUGGCUGCUCGGUAGUGGUGCCCAUCUGGAUCGGGCUCCCAGGAUAGCUGCCUUUCGACUGGAGCCCCAUGGUGCAGUGCUCGCCCUAGAUAAGCCCUACCCAGAUCUUAAUCAACUGAAGACCGAGUUGCUCGGCGGAGGGCAGACCGUAACGUUGCAAUCUUGGCUGCCGAUGGACAGUUGUGGAACCAGUUGGAAGUGCCUACAGACCUUCGAUUACCAAAGAAACUCAACGUACUCCCUUAAACUUUCCGAACAGGAGGUGAAUCUUCUGCCUCUACCCGGCACAGAAGACGGAGCCUUUUACUUUGAGCCACCUCAUGCCGACGCCAGUUGCAGCAAGGAACUCUUGGCGGAGCUGCAAACGCAGCUUCAAUCCUGCCUAGAUCUUCUGGAAUUUGAACCAGACAGCAAGUGGACUCUGCUAACAAGUGCCCUCCUAAUGCGCGCCAUCGAUGUUUCAGGCAAUCACGAAAAGAGUUUGGCUCACUUGGUCAAGCUGGAGAAGGUGGAUGCCUUGAGGGAGGGAUAUUACAAGGACCUGGCCGCUAGGUGGUCCUUGGAGUCUGAGCUGGCAAAGUGGCCACAAGCUCCGGGAUUUCCCAGUAACUUUACAUUGAGUGAGGACGUGGUGCUGGCUUCGCUGCCUUAUGGACAAUACCUUGUCAUUGCCGAUGAGUUGAAAUUGCCCACCAAUCUCAGGGAGAAAUUGGGGGAUUCAGUGCCUAAAACCUUUGGUGACUUAAAGAGGAAACAAGAUUCGUAA